ACAGAAGUGAAAAAGAGUGUUUGAAUAGUAACAAUGCAGGGUCAUAUAAAACUGUUUAUAUUGUUGUGUGUGACCACGUGGGGCGGAUGCUACGGAAGCCAUUUUAACGCAUCAGCCUUUGCCGAAGCUCCUCCCCUGUACGCCCUGGACGAGUGGGCGCAGUGCCAGCGCCCGGCAGACGUCUACUGCAUCGUGCACGCAGCUUUGACGUCCGCCACUCCUAACCACUUGCUGGACUUACUGCGGGAAUACUCAGCCGAUACGCAGAAGCACUUCAAUCGGACUCUGGUGCAUCGCGGGGUUUGCGUGUCGCGCUGCGGCGGAGAGGGUCCGGAGACCUGGCAUGAUGCUGCGCAGCUCUGCGUCAACCAGAGCCUCGCCAGAUAUGACCUGGAGGCUCAAGUAUUGUCAGUGCGGUGGUGCAACAAACCGGUCCCUAAGUUGAGCACUUCAGCGUUUGUGUUCAACAUCGUGAUCCUGAUCCUAUUGGCGGUAACUUCCUUGGCAACUGGCCUUCAUGUCUUUGGCAGAUUCUGCGGGAAAUUUCAAGGUAACAUGUAUCUCCUAGCAUUUUCCAUCAAGAAGAACUGGCAAAUAUUAACGCACAUCAGGUCAACGCCCAAAGCAGAAGAUCGCACGAGUGAUCUGAGCAGCUUGGAAGGCAUUAGGUUCUUAGGAACCCUGGGUGUCAUCUCCACUCACGUCACCAUUGUGUACGUUUACUCAUUCAUCGAUAAUCCUGAAUUCAUUGAAAAUAUGUUCGACCACAUCCCCACUCAGCUGGCCUUCAACUCGCCGCUGUGGAUGCAAGUGUUCUUCUCUAUCUCCGGCUUCCUCACCGCCUACUUCACGCUCAUCUACGCGGAGAAGCGCACGCUUACCGUCGGCAGAUGCGUGCUCUCUUUUAUCAAUCGGUUUAUCAGGUUAACGCCAGUAGCGAUGUUUGGCAUAUGGUUCACGAUCGCGUACCCGCGGCUGGGCAGCGGGCCGCAGUGGCAGCUGCUGGUGGAGCGAGAAUCGCAAGACUGCACCGAGCGCUGGUGGUACCACCUGUUCUACGUGCACAACCAUCUCACGUUGGGCAAGUUCUGCAUGGGCCACACGUGGUAUCUGGCAGUGGACAUGCAGCUGCACAUCCUGGGCUCGGUCCUGUUGCUCGUGUUCCUGCGCUGGAGGAAGAGCGUCGCGCCAGUCAUCUUCACGCUGGUCUCCAGCGCCAUUAUCGCCACCGGCCUGAUUGUUUACUUUUACGACCUCUCACCUAUCAUUACUGCGCAGACUCCUGAGAUUGUCAGCAACAUGUUCCGGGGCUCGGAGCUGAUGACGAAGCUGUACUUGCCGGUGUGGAUGAACUUGUGUGGAUACCUGUUCGGCUUCGCUGUAGCUUUUAUCUACCAUAGCAACCAGGUGAAAGGCGUCAAGCUCAACGAAGUCAAGUGGUUCAACCUCGUGUUCCACGCAACACUAACGCUGGCCCUGUGCGUGACCCUGGCGGGAGUGGCGUUCCUCUCAGACAUCAAACCGCCGCGCUGGGCUGCCAUCCUCUACAGCUCCUUCGACCGCGUGCUCGUCGCUCUGUGUUUUAACAUCUUCCUGCUAGGAUGCUUCAGCAAUUGCAAAUCUGUACUCCGCGACGCACUAUCCUGGCGAGGCUUCCACGUGCUCGGGCGGCUCUCAUACUCUGUGUUCAUCGUGCACUUCAUUAUCAUGCGCAUGACUGUGGCCAGCAACACGCAGAUCGGACAUAUCUCCGUUUAUGCUAUGAUCUCUUUAUUAAUAGUCAGUUCAGUCCUCUCGUACAUCGUCGCCAUACCUGUCUACCUCCUCAUAGAGAUGCCUUUCAUCCAACUCUGGAAAGCCCUCACCGGUGAAAACACGAAGAAGGAACACGAAGAAAAUGACCAGAAUCAGACAGCGCCGGCCAAAUUAAAUAUUGUUAGAGUUAGAAGUAAAAGACAUGAUACCAAUGAUGUUUAAUAUUAAGGUUAGUAAUAGUAAUACUUCAUCCACGGAAGUAAGUUAAUAUAGGUUACUUAAUCCCAUACAAAUGAUA
This is a messenger RNA of Maniola jurtina (meadow brown), 2053 nucleotides long. RefSeq names its product nose resistant to fluoxetine protein 6-like. The record is from RefSeq and is a predicted model, not a curated record. Lineage: Eukaryota; Metazoa; Arthropoda; Insecta; Lepidoptera; Nymphalidae. The transcript has 13 exons. The coding region runs from base 34 to 1977 and encodes 647 amino acids. Gene Ontology annotation, molecular function: acyltransferase activity, transferring groups other than amino-acyl groups.